Messenger RNA from Penicillium robsamsonii, 192 nucleotides. RefSeq lists its product as uncharacterized. The coding region runs from base 1 to 192 and encodes 63 amino acids. The record is from RefSeq and is a predicted model, not a curated record. NCBI's taxonomy places the organism in Eukaryota, Fungi, Ascomycota, Eurotiomycetes, Eurotiales, Aspergillaceae. The transcript is spliced from 3 exons.
AUGCGACCUGUGAGAGCCGAGAAUGCUCGGAUGGACCCGGUUGCACUUGUAGACAACGAGGGAUUUGAUGCCCUGUUCGAGGAAAUGGUCACCCCCAUUCCGUUAAACAGGCAACAGCCUCUUUUCGCUCAAAAUUUCGGCUUCUACGCUGGGAAUUUGGUUCGAGACUUCUUGAAGCAACUUCAAUCAUAA